CCCACUUUUCUCCACUGCAACUACCAUAACACCGUCGCUCUCAUCACAGUUUUCUCCGGUAUGGCUGCUUUUUCCUACGAUUCCAUGCUUUUGUCUCCCACCAACAACUCAUUCAAUUCUGAAAAUGAUUCCACCGCGGUGGAUAAGCUCCGACACGGUGAACAAGUUACACAAAAUGCGAAAAGGAAGAUGAGAAACGCGACAACCUUGGAUUCUUUGGAUGAAGAAACAGGGAAGAAAAGUAAGCAAAACAAGUGCAAUGAAAAGAAAGACAAAGAGGCUCCAACACAGUACGUUCAUGUAAGAGCCCGAAGGGGUCAAGCAACUGACAGCCACAGUCUAGCAGAAAGGGUAAGAAGAGAGAAAAUCAGUGAGAGGAUGAAGAUAUUGCAAUGUCUUGUUCCUGGCUGUGACAAGGUGAGUGAGAAGGCCCUUAUGCUGGAUGAAAUCAUCAAUUAUGUGCAGUCCCUACAAAACCAAGUUGAGCUUCUGUCGACGAAGCUUGCUUCUAUUAAUCCCAUAUUUCAUGACGUUAGAGUGGACUUGGAUGCUUUAAUGGUGAAACCAGAGAGUUGGAUUGCAUCACCACCACCACUGCAACAGCCCACCACCUUUGCUCCACCUUCUGCUGCAGGUUUGGGAGGACGAUGGCCCAAUGUCUUCUUCUCUCGCCCUCAGGUCAGGAUAAUGCUAGUUUAUUAUGGGAUUUGGGUUCUUUCCCUUGAUAUUAAGCCUCUGUUCUCCGGCAAGAUACUGGUUGCGUCGUGGCCACCAAUCGACUCACCGUCCCACGCCGAGCAAAACCCGUUCGACCUUUCUCCGUCUAAGCUCGCCGUUCGUAGUAAAUCCACUGACAAAGCCUAA
This is a messenger RNA of Hibiscus syriacus, 864 nucleotides long. Its product is annotated as transcription factor bHLH137-like. The transcript has 8 exons. Gene Ontology annotation, cellular component: nucleus. Lineage: Eukaryota; Viridiplantae; Streptophyta; Magnoliopsida; Malvales; Malvaceae. The record is from RefSeq and is a predicted model, not a curated record. Gene Ontology annotation, molecular function: DNA-binding transcription factor activity; protein dimerization activity. Gene Ontology annotation, biological process: regulation of DNA-templated transcription. The coding region runs from base 61 to 864 and encodes 267 amino acids.